AUGACCGUAAGACGGAGUCAACGCCUUGAAUCCGUACCAGCUCAAUUGGAUGUGGGCAUGGAAGACAAAAAAAGCAUAGCCCCUCCGACGCCUAUAUCACAGGGAAAGCGUAAACACGACGAAGUCGAAACUUCAGCGGGCGUCGUGGAAGAGGAAGCUUCUCCGCCGAAAGCUCAGAAGACCUACGUUAAAAACGAAGACCAUUGGGCUCUCGACGGCAACUUGUUACUGCAAAUCGGCGACACGCGUUUCAAAGUUCAUCGCAGUCGUUUGGCAAGCGAGUCGUCUUGGUUUCAGCUCCUCGUUGAACGCGCCGCAGGGCGACAGGAAGACGGGUUCGAGGACCAAGAUGAGAUAGAUCCUGUGGUGGAGACGAAAGAGAAGGUUGAUGAUUUGGAUUUAUUCUACGUGGACUGCUCUGGUGGCCCUAGCUCGGAGCAGUUCGCCACAUUAUUGGACGCGAUGAACACAGGAAUCGACUUCGUCUACAAGCGACCAAACAUCGACGCCGUCGAGCAGUUGUACGGGGCAGCUUCGUUCUUCCGCGUUACACGCUACAAUAAUUUCUGCUCCUCAUACCUUACGAUCCGGUUCCCAGAUUCCUGGACACACCUCCUGGGAGCAACUUCUCCUGACGCCGCGAAGGGCAUCAUCCUCGGACGUGCGUAUGGUGAUGCUAUCCUCAGACAUUGCUUCUACGAUUUGGCUCGAUCCGCUCCCCCAGUCGGGACUGCCGACGAAAACAACAACGCAGACGAGUACGACCCCCUCGAAGAACUGGAGGCGAGGGACCUGGUUCGUCUGCUUUUCAUUCAGAAACGCCUCGCCGCUGCCUGGAACGAGAUCACGUACUUGGUGGACCAUAAAUGCGCGGGGACUGCUCCUGGCGAAUGCAAGGUGCAGCAUACUGCGCCCAAGAGCGUCAUCGAUCGUGCAAGAAAGAACUACCCUCUCGACCCCAUUCUGGCCAUCAGGCACUUCAUCGACAUUGUCAAAUGGCCAACCCACAAGUACUGUGAUGGUGCCAUCGCUGCAGUGAGGACAAGCCUUGAGAAGAAGAGGGAAUCGAUCUGGGAGGAUUUAAACAAGUGGAUUGGGUAG
Messenger RNA from Cyclocybe aegerita, 1101 nucleotides. NCBI's taxonomy places the organism in Eukaryota, Fungi, Basidiomycota, Agaricomycetes, Agaricales, Hemipholiotaceae. The record is from the annotation of a GenBank genome assembly.